Molecule: messenger RNA, 1621 nt
Organism: Rubroshorea leprosula
Lineage: Eukaryota; Viridiplantae; Streptophyta; Magnoliopsida; Malvales; Dipterocarpaceae
Source: the annotation of a GenBank genome assembly
CUUGACAUUCCCUUCCAAAGAGAAUACCAAGCUGAAUCCUCCUUUCAUUUUUUUGGGUUUUUGGCCUUUUUGAUUCUGCAUUUCUAAAUUCAGGCGAAUCCAUACUCAAACUAACAGAUAUGCAGGCAAUUUCUCCACCACACAAUUUCCACUCCUUAGUUCGCCCUUCCGGGCCGCGGCUCACCAGGGUUACCGUCCGCUCUGUAUACCGCUCUGACCCUGUCCACUUCCCAAACGGUGUUGGCCCAUCCCGCGCUGAUUGGCAGAGCUCCUGCGCUAUCCUUUCCAGUAAGGUCUUCUCCGUCGACCAAUCUUCCUCCGACAAAUCCAACGCCGCUGCCGUUAACGGCCAUAAGAGUCCCAUUGACCUCAAUCUCGUCCCUAUUGACAAGAAUAACAAGCCGCAGCCUCCUUCCACGACGCCGCCACAGAAACCCCUCACCAUCACCGACCUCUCCCCCGCACCCAUGCAUGGCUCGCAGCUCCGAGUCGCCUACCAGGGCGUUCCAGGAGCAUACUCCGAAGCAGCUGCCGGAAAAGCCUAUCCUAACUGCGAGGCCAUUCCCUGUGACCAGUUUGAAGUCGCUUUUCAGGCUGUUGAACUCUGGAUCGCGGAUCGUGCGGUGUUGCCCGUAGAGAACUCUCUUGGCGGCUCAAUUCACAGGAACUACGAUCUCUUGCUCCGUCACCGCCUCCACAUCGUCGGCGAAGUGCAGCUUCCAGUUCAUCACUGCCUUUUAGCCCUACCUGGAGUGCGCAAAGAGUAUCUUACCAGAGUCAUUUCCCAUCCUCAGGCUCUGGCGCAGUGCGAGCACACUCUGACCAAAUUAGGCCUCAACGUCACGCGCGAGGCGGUCGAUGACACAGCCGGCGCAGCGGAGUACAUAGCAACGAACAACCUCCGUGACACGGCGGCCAUCGCCAGCGCACGCGCCGCCGACCUGUACGGCCUUCAAGUACUCGCAGACGGCAUCCAGGACGACUCAGGCAACGUGACAAGAUUCGUGAUGCUAGCACGGGAGCCGAUCAUCCCGCGCACAGACCGGCCGUUCAAGACAAGCAUCGUGUUCGCGCACGACAAGGGGACAAGCGUGCUGUUCAAGGUUCUGUCGGCGUUCGCAUUCAGAAACAUCAACUUGACGAAGAUCGAGUCGAGGCCGCACCGGGGCCGACCAAUUCGGUUAGUCGACGACGCCAAUGAGGGGACGGCGAAGCAUUUCGAGUACAUGUUCUACGUGGAUUUCGAGGCGUCGAUGGCGGAGGUGAGGGCACAGAACGCGUUGGCCGAAGUGCAGGAGUUCACGUCAUUUUUGAGGGUGUUGGGAAGCUAUCCGAUGGACAUGACGCCUUGGUGCCCCGCCACCGGCGACUAGCAUUGCUCUGUGUGUAACUCUCCAAAAAAUUAUUGCUUCGUUUUUAAUUAUUUGCACAAACUGAACAAAAGAAGAAACGGUAAUUAAUUAAUUUUAAUAUUGUUUUUAGUAUAUAUAAUUAUUAAAUUCUUUUGAGAAAUAUUUAUUCGUUUUUAUUUUCUUAGAAUUUUUAACUCUUAAAUAUUUUAACAAGAGGGGAAAAACAAAUUGUUGAUGAGCUUGUUAUCUGAUAAAUAUUCUUUAUGACU